This is a messenger RNA of Panthera uncia (snow leopard), 8083 nucleotides long. It is a transcript of the gene KLHL6, whose product is annotated as kelch like family member 6. The transcript is spliced from 7 exons. Bases 71 to 1936 code for a protein of 621 amino acids. Gene Ontology annotation, molecular function: protein binding. Gene Ontology annotation, biological process: B cell receptor signaling pathway; germinal center formation. The record is from RefSeq and is a predicted model, not a curated record. NCBI's taxonomy places the organism in Eukaryota, Metazoa, Chordata, Mammalia, Carnivora, Felidae.
CUCUGCACAGGAAAUCCGCUCAACUUCUGCAAUGUGACCUGCCUGAAACUUGGGCGCUCCUUCAGUCUGGAUGUUUAUGGCAGGACAGGGGGGCGCCUGGACCAUGGGCGACGUGGUAGAGAAGAGUUUGGAAGGGCCGCUGGCACCUUCUACGGAUGAGGCCUCCCAGAAAAGAGGAGACCUGGUAGAAAUCUUAAAUGGGGAUAAGGUAAAAUUCGAUGACACGGGACUCUCCUUAAUUCUGCAGAAUGGCCUGGAUACCCUCCGCGUGGAAAAUGCUCUGACAGAUGUCAUCUUGUGUGUGGACAUUCAGGAAUUCUCCUGCCACCGCGUGGUCCUUGCCGCGGCCAGCAACUAUUUCAGGGCCAUGUUCUGCAAUGAUUUAAAGGAAAAGUAUGAGAAGAGGAUCAUUAUCAAAGGGGUCGAUGCUGAGACCAUGCACACUCUUCUGGACUAUACAUACACCAGCAAGGCGCUGAUCACCAAGCAGAAUGUGCAACGGGUCCUGGAAGCUGCUAACCUUUUCCAGUUCCUGCGGAUGGUGGAUGCCUGUGCUAGCUUCCUAACAGAAGCCUUGAAUCCAGAAAACUGUGUUGGAAUACUGAGGCUGGCAGAUACACACUCCUUGGACAGCCUGAAAAAGCAGGUGCAAAAUUACAUCAUCCAAAACUUUGUGCAGAUUCUGAACUCUGAGGAGUUCCUAGAACUUCCCGUGGACACUCUGUACCACAUCUUGAAGAGUGAUGAGCUGUAUGUAACAGAGGAGGCUCAGGUGUUUGAGACUGUGAUGAGUUGGGUCCGGCACAAACAGUCAGAACGACUCUGCUUGCUCCCCUACCUCCUUGAGAAUGUGCGUUUGCCACUGCUGGACCCGUGGUACUUUGUGGAGACGGUGGAGGCAGAUCCUCUCAUCAGACAGUGCCCGGAGGUCUUCCCGCUGCUUCAGGAAGCCAGGAUGUACCACCUUUCAGGCAAUGAGAUCAUUUCCGAGCGCACCAAGCCCAGGAUGCAUGAGUUUCAGUCUGAGGUAUUCAUGAUCAUUGGUGGCUGCACAAAGGAUGAACGGUUUGUGGCGGAGGUAACCUGCCUGGACCCCCUGAGGCGCAGCCGCCUGGAGGUGGCCAAGCUCCCCAUGACGGAGCAUGAGCUGGAGAGUGAGAACAAGAAGUGGGUGGAGUUUGCAUGCGUGACAUUGAAAAAUGAGGUCUACAUCUCAGGUGGCAAAGAGACACAGCAUGAUGUUUGGAAAUAUAAUUCUUCAAUCAACAAAUGGAUUCAAAUUGAGUAUUUGAACAUAGGCCGCUGGAGGCAUAAAAUGGUGGUAUUAGGUGGCAAGGUCUAUGUGAUUGGAGGUUUUGAUGGCUUACAGAGGAUCAACAAUGUGGAGACCUAUGAUCCCUUCCAUAACUGCUGGUCAGAGGCAGCACCCCUUCUUGUCCACGUCAGUUCCUUCGCAGCUACCAGCCAUAAGAAGAAACUCUAUGUGAUUGGGGGCGGGCCCAAUGGGAAACUGGCCACAGACAAGACUCAGUGUUAUGACCCUUCAACCAAUAAAUGGAAUUUAAAAUCGUCCAUGCCGGUGGAGUCUAAAUGCAUCAAUGCUGUCAGUUUCCGGGACCGCAUCUAUGUUGUUGGAGGGGCUAUGAGAGCGCUGUACGCCUACAGCCCUCUGGAAGACAGCUGGUGCCUGGUGACCCAGCUCAGCCACGAGAGGGCCAGCUGCGGCAUCGCGCCCUGCAACAACCGGCUCUACAUCACUGGGGGGCGGGACGAGAAGAACGAGGUCAUCGCCACGGUGCUGUGCUGGGACCCCGAGGCCCAGAAACUGACGGAGGAGUGUGUCCUGCCCCGCGGGGUGUCGCACCACGGCAGUGUCACCAUCAGGAAAUCUUACACCCACAUCCGGAGGAUCGUGCCCGGAGCCGUGUCGGUGUGACUGCGGGAGGGCGGAGCCACGGGGGCGCGGGGCGAGGUGCCAGGAGACCUCCCUCCUCACCUGUUGCCCGGGUUCGUCCCACUUCAGACAGCAGGCUGGGCUGGAGCUACAGGCCACACACCUGGGUUCCCCGCGGCUCCACAUGGGAGCUCCUUUUGGAAGUCACAGCUUUGGGAGACCAGCCAGGAAUGUUUGUGCGACCUACCUCAGGAGGGAAGAAGAGUAAUAUGUAACAUUCAGGACAGACCUGUCCCCUGCCAGGUUCUGUGCCAAGCACUUUUGUGUAUCAAUUUGUUUAACCACCAUAAUGACCUGGUCACCGGACAUUAUCACUUCUGUUUUACAGGUGAGGAAACUUGAGUUUCAGAGAGGCGAAGUACUUUGUCCCUGGUCACCCAGAUUAUAAGUAGCUAAGCCAAGAGGCUAACUCCAGGUCUUUUCAAUUUCAAGGUCAGUGAUGGUUCUGUCAUGCUGCCUAUUUCUGCAUAGGAAAACAACAAACUAAACUGGCUCAUUUUUUGUUUCUGACAAGUUUGCUGAAGGAUUCACUCAGCAAGGUGGGGAAAUAAAGUUUUUUCUUUCUUUCUUUUUUUUCUUAUAUUUAAACCACGUGGAAUCCUUGGUGUUAGAGCCUUGGGCUCCUUGUCAAGAGGGUUUCAAGUGUUGUUCCAUCUGACAGGACCGGAAGAUGGGUCUGGGAAGACCUAUAUGCUUUGAAAGAGAUAAAAAAUAACUUCUCACCCAUCAAAACCUCUUUUUUCUUUCUUUCUUUCUUUCUUCUUUUUUUUUUUUUUUAUGAUCACAGAGGUGCAUUUUGGACUAGAACUCUUGUUGCCAGACACAAUUGUACCUUCAGCAGAGUCCAGUGCCCUGGCCUCUCAACGUCCAACACUUGUAUUGCAGUGUUAAAAGGGGUUUUCCAGAGACUCAGAAUACUGUUUUCGUUGUUGUUUUUAAUGUAAACAUCCCUACACUGCUGGCCACUGCAAGAAUGACUGACUCUUCUUGACAGUAUACUUUCUGCUUUUUAGACUGUGACUCGAGUCCGUGUCCCUGAGACCCCACCCUCCUGGAACCUUAGUUUUCGGGAUCCUUUCAAGCCCUUCUGUUUGGUUUUUGGUUCAGUUUGGGACAAUUUUGACUCAAGGAAUGGAGUCUGUCCUUCACUCUGAUAGAGCUUUCAAAUGAGCUCACUGGAAAUUCAUUCUAAUCCCCAAGUUGGGGAGACAGAUUAAGAGAUCCUGUUUCAUAUGCUGUACUUAAAGAGCAAUAACAAUGACAGCAACAUAGUAACUGCAUUACCCAAUGCGUUUUAUUUUCAUCAUAUGAUUUCAAAUCUCUUUAAUAGAGUUUUAUUUCAUGUCAGAUGCAGCACAUUGUGCCUGUACUUCUGGAACAGUUUGGGAAGUAGCGGUUUUAGAGUUUAUAGUAAGUUGAAUUUUCAUAGAAAAGUUAUGGUUAGAAGAAGCUUAAAGUUCCAAGCUGAUAAAAAAGGACUUGGAACAUUACAAAUGAGUUUUCUGUGUAUGCUUAGAUCAUUGAGGAUAAAUAUAAACACAUGUUGGUGUGUGAAAAGCUCUGUGCCUUAGAAUCAGGUGUGACAGUUCAGCUCCCUGCUACAAAAAGUAGGAAGGGAAAAUACAAACAUAUCUGGGGACAUUUAGAACACAUUACAGUAAGUGAUGUACUUACUCAUGAGCACUAAUAACCUUAACAAAGCUUUCAACUGAAACAAGUUAAUCUAGUUCCAUUUAGCAGACAUUCAAGGAGUUCUUUCUGUUUGUCAAGACUUUGGGACACAAACAGGUAAGAUAACCACCCCUGAAACAUUCAAUAAACAGGUAAACAGGCCACUAGUCAACAUUAUAGUUUUUCUUUUCAUCAAGUUAGAGAAAAAUGAUACAUCUGCAAAGUUAUGAGGUUACACCCACUUCUUUAUUGCCCUUCCAGUGCUCUUCUUGGGAAGCUGUGCUCUUAGGUCAAUGAUGCGGCCAUUGCUUACAUAUUUGACUUCCUUUGAGAUAGUCUUCAGAAACCAUUUAUGAGUUAUAGGAGCAAUCAUUUUCUGAAGAUGAUUUCAGGAAGAACUUCCAAAAAGUCUAUCCAAUGACAACAUCAGUGGCAUUUGCAGAGAGCUCCCCUCAGAAAGAGAGUGCUCCUUGUCAUCGAGAACUUUUGAUAAGAGCAGUUGACAAAUUUUGUGCCCAUCAGUGGAUCAGCCUUACUCUGGGAAAGUGAGGAUUCAAGACCUCUGUGUUAUAAAUCUGCUUCUAACUGCAGGACCCAAGUUUCAGGACUAGUUCAGAAAAUGUAAAUGAAGUCAAGGAAAGGAUUCUAUGUCAUUUUUCAUUAAAUAUUUAUUUUUGAGACAGAAAGAGACAGAGCGUGAGUGGGGGAGAGGCAGGUAGAGAGGGAGACACAGACUCCAAAGGAGGCUCCAAGCUCUGAGCUGUCAGCACAGAGCCAGAGGCAGGGCUCAAACCCACAAACCGGGACAUCGUGACCUGAGCCGAAGUCAGAUGCUUAACAGACUGAGCCACCCAGGUGCUCCAGCUUCUAUGUCAUUUUAAUGUCACUAGAUAUGCAGGUCAAUUGUAAAAUCUCAGAUGCCUGGCCCUCAAGAGAGAUUCUCAAUAAUGGCAUAGGUUGGCAGACAGAUACACCUGUUAAGACGACACAGAGUCCUGCACUUAACGCUGCCAGUCAGUAGCUUUUAGGGAAAUAAGAGUUCAAGUAAUUCAGGGAAACUUUAUAAGUGUAUCAGGAUUUAAGCUUCUUGGCACUAGCCAAGGAUGGAAGCUCUUAAAAUCGAAUUUCCAUUUACAGAUAAACAAUCAAUCAAAAAAUGUAGUUUGUGUGAUUGUCGUACCCAUACCACCAUCGGGUGAUGAGGCAAAUUGGCACCAGAUGAGUAAGAGGCAAAGGGCCCUAGGACUGAGGAAGGGUAUGUGGAACAUCCUGGCAUAGCACACUGGAUCUUGAAGCAGGUCAUGUGAAUGGACAGAGCAUCCCUGUCUGGGAGGAAAAGGAUGAAGUAGGAGGAGGAAGAAAAGGUCAGGUUUAAGGAUACAGGUCUAGAAAAUGAUAUCAUGGUCCCUAGAGUUUGUGAGCAUGACUGCAUUCUAGAGAAGGGUAAGGGAAGAAUAAGGAACAGAGGUUUCAGGGAGUGGCUUCCAGGAGAAGAAAGGCACAAAUGAGAGCAGGACUGGCAGCCAGACCCACUUGUUGGGGGUGGGGGUGCCUCUGAGCUUCUUGGCAGGGUCUUCUAUUUUACUGCACUUAAAGAGAAUGAGGCCCAGAGGCUCUGAUGGGAUGGAAACUGUAGGAGAGGUUAAGGGACCCUAGUUCCCACAGCUGAUCUGAAAUGGUCAGGGAGCUGAUCUCACCUGAACAUCAACAGAUACAUGUUCUCUUCUUAGCCUUCCCCACAUCUUGCAAUCAAUGACUUCAGGAAACACACACACACUCACACACUCACAUUUUGCCCUUGAACUCAUACCAUUUCUCAGGGAAAUACAAAUAUCAUUUGCUUAUAGCUGUGAAAGUAUAGCUUUGCUAUUUAUAAAAGCACUUGAGGUACUGUUGUUAUUUAUAUAUCCUACUUGAUUUUGAAAAAGAAAAGUACUCAUUAGAAUUUUCAGAGUGGGCAAAUACCACUGGAAUUUCCUAUAUAAGGUCCUAACUUGGGGUUGAAAGAUCAUUUUUUCCUUUAAUAUUUGAUUUGAGUGUUGUAUUGGAUCUCAUAAUCUGAAGAGUCAAUCUUCAUGGAAAUCCACAAAUAUCUCAAGUAUGGCUAUUGCAAAACCAGUUUUGGCAGGCUGAAUAUUCACAUUUAUAGGUAAAAAUAGUCAACACUUAGUUGGCUAAGUCCUUCAAGCAUUUUGGUUAUAUGAAUCUGUAUUUUUUUAAAUGAUCAAACUAAGGAUAUUGUUUAUACGUAAGUAUACAAAUAAAGUUUGUAUUUAUUCAAUAAUGUGUGUGGAAUGGAUAAGAUUAUGUUAUAUACAAUCACUAGGUGAAUUUUUUUUUUUUUGCUUGUUUUGGCUGAUAUGAGUUAGUGAUAUCUGAAUACAAAUUAAUUUAUGAGGUGGAAAUUUAAAACAUUUCAGUUGGUUCAAGAGGGUUUCAAUAAAAUCAUAGGAUAGAAUUGAUCAGAGGUGGUCUAUGGAAUGGCAAAAAUUAGAUAGCUUUUACCUCCUUAAAGUCUCGUUGCCUCUGAGCAUGCUUUUUACCAACGCACUUGCAAACUAUGACUCUCAUUUUGCCUGCCUUAUCCCUUCUUACAAAAGCCACCUUCUAGGCUUCUGAUUUCUGACUCUUAACCCUGUCUUCACCAGUGUCACUGUGUUGUUUCUGAAGCCUUAACCAACCUGUGUGUCUCAAAUCAGGGCACAGGGAACUUGGCAUAAGAGACAGUGAGCUGUACUUUUCGGCCACUGGAGAAUUUGUCAUCAAUUUAGUUUGUUUUGCAUUACAAUACAAAGAUCCUAUGCCACUGAAAUGGAGAAUCUGAAGUUUUAAAGAAAUGUGGGGUCACAUGAAUAGCUUUACACCAUUCCUCCUGGGCCUCCCAAGAAACAGAGGUUCUGGCUCAUCUGCUCCAGGGACUCUGGGUGGAAAACCUUGGGAAGCAUAGCCCCAUUUCACCGGUGGGAAGUGUUCUAGAGUUAAUCCUGGGCAAUAGAUCUGACAACCAGUGCACCAGCUGUGGGUCAAAAUGGAGUUUUGACCUUACAUUCACUGCUGAUCCCUCCAGUUCCCCUGCUGUGUCUAAGUAAGUGGCAAUCUGAUGCCUGGGCAUCCUGGCCAGGGCCUGGCAUCUGCCCAACUCUCCUUGGCUCUUUUCCUGCUUUUGGUGUUCCCUGCUGGUGUGUGGCAUCCUCUGGACCAGCCUCCUUUUCACUGGAGAUGUGGCCUUCAUAUAGGAUCUCUAUUCUCCCCUGCCUUCUAUGGGCUCAUGUCUCAUUGUCUGUCCCCUUGGUGCUGGGAACUGAUUUGGGUUAGGUCCCACCCACUCCCAAGCUGCCCAGUAUCAGCCUGCCUGAUUACCAGUCACUCUGGUUUUCACUUCCAUGUUUGUUUUGAACACCUAGGGAUUUUCCUUUUCUUCUUGCAUGCUUAGAUGGCUCCUUUGUUUUGGUUCCUGCAUGGCAGGCUACCUGGACACCCAUGCCUGCCCAUCCAGUCAUCCAUCUGGGUCCCCAACGUGCUGUCUCCCUUGGGGUCUCCAAGCAUAGAACCCUCAUUACCCUUCUUGUGUUGUCCUCUAGCUAUCCCAGCACCAAAGCAUCUCUAAGGGUCUCCUGAUUUCUGAAGUUUGGACAAAGAGCAAAAGAAGAUAUGAGACUUCCUGGCUACAUAUUCUUUAAGAAGGUUUGUGGGUAAGGAAACUUCCCUUUUCCCUUAGUAAAACUAACCCGGAUCCUCCAAGUUUGGCAGUGGAGGGAGAAACUCUCCGCGGAGACAGAGAGUUGGAUCUCAUAGUCCCAACUGUUGUCCCUAUAAGGAAAGAGUCCUAUACAUGGCUCUGAAUUUCCCAAAGGACAUUGCAGACCAGGCUGGAACAGCUGAAUAAGACUUUACUGAUGACUGAGAGAUGAUAUAGGGAAAUAAGCACAACUAGGAGCAAUGCUCUGGAUAAUGAGGAUAAGAUUCAGCUGUCCUUGAAAAGCAGUGUUAUCCAUAGGAGGUGUGUGUGUGUGUGUGUGUGUGUGUGUGUGUGUGUGUGUGUGUGUUUGUUCACGUGUGGGUGUACAUGCUGUCAACAAUAAAGCUGGACAUAGUUAAAAUGGAAAAAACAGAUUUUAUCCAGUAACUACUGACAGUAGAGAAAAGAGCUGAGCCCCAUUCUGAUUUGUGCACAGCUGACUAGGUGCUUUAAAGGGAAAAUUGAGAAGGGGAGGGGAUGGGGAGCUGGUGGGCACCGAAGUAAAGGCCGGGAUGUGAAAAAUUACAAAACACUGGUCAGUAAAUGUGAUUAUUCCAGCUGUCUGCUGGCUGGUAGUGUUGAACUUAGGGUUGUAUCCUCCCACAGAGACUGGCAGCCAGGGGCCCUGUACUUCCAGAUUGUUACAUUCAAAGGAUGACUUUCAGGUCCUUGAGAAAGACAUCCUGGGCCAUAAGAGAUACAUACAUAUAUCUCUCAAA